GUGGGCGGCCCCGUCGCCUGGCAACCAGAUGGUAGCGUCCCUUGAGCCCAGGCCACACAGCUGCACCCAGCCCUACCCGGUUCCUCCCAGGCCUGCAGGACCCCUGGGGCCCUGUCUUUAUUUCCCACCACCAGGACAGCCAAAGCUCUGGUCACAAUGAACAUCGUCUUCUCCAGGGACAGCCAGGCGAGGGUGAUGGAGAAUACCCUGGCCAACACGGAGAAGUACUUUGGGCAGUUCUGCUCGCUGCUGGCCGCCUACACGCACAAGACGGCCCGGCUGCGGGACAAGGCAGACCAGCUGGUCAAGCAGCUCAUCGACUUUGCCAACUCUGAGAACCCUGAGCUGCGGGCCACCAUGAGGGGCUUUGCUGAGGACCUGGCCAAAGUGCAGGAUUACCGGCACGCCCAGGUUGAGAGGCUGGAGACCAAGGUGGUCAACCCCCUGAAGCUCUACGGGGCACAGAUCAAGCAUACACAGGCUGAGAUCAAGAAAUUCAAACGUGUCCGAAAUCAUGAGAUCAAACAACUGGAAAAACUGGAGAAACUGAGACAGAAGUCACCCUCAGAUCAGCAAAUGAUCUCCCAGGCGGAGACCAGAGUGCAGAGGGCCGCCGUGGACUCCAGCCGCACCACCCUCCAGCUGGAGGAGGAGGUGGAGGCCUUCCAGAGGCAGAAGCUGAAGGACCUGCAGAAAUUUUUUUCUGAUUUUGUAACUAUUGAGAUGGUUUUCCAUGCCAAAGCGGUGGAGGUGUAUUCUAGCGCCUUCCAGACCCUGGAGAAGUAUGACCUGGAGGGGGAUCUACAGGAUUUUAGAGCCAAGAUGCAAGGGGUUUAUGGGCAUUACGACACUCGGCCGCUUGCCAACACCAACCCCUCUCCAUCUGUUCUUCAGUCUCUCACCAGCCAGGGAACUCUGCAGGUCCAGCUGGGUAGGGCAAAUGAAGACCCUGAACUUCCUCGUGCCAAUCAUGGCAGGUUUAGUCUCUGUGGGGGGGCGGGGGGGGUUAAGGGGCAGCCAGCCCACUGUGUGUGGGGGCAGGGUGGGCAUCUCAUGCUUCCAGGACAUUCUCUCUAGCGAUGGUAGGGUAAGUGCAAUCCCAAGCGGUUUAAAAUAAUCCCAGACUGCCUGGAGGCUUUGUUCUUACUUUCUUAUUCUUUUUUCUUUGUCUUUGUUGGAUUGGGUUAAUUCGAAGACCUUAUCUUCAAGCUCUGAAUUUCCUUCUUGUACUUGGUCAGUUCUAUUGCUGAGACUUUGCAGAGCAUUUUGCAUUUCUGUAAGUGUGUCCAAUGUUUCCUGAAGUUUCGAUUGUUUUUCUUUAUGCUAUCUAUUUCUUGGUCUGAGCCCACUGCUCCUGGCGGUGUGAACUUGGGAAAGUCUUCUAGCCUCUCUGUGUCUUAGAGUCCUUGACCGCAGAGUGGCUCAGAACAGUAACCUCUGUGUAGGGCGGUGCUGAGUAUCAGAUGAACAGACCUAUACGAAGCACAGAAAACCCGGCCUGUUGUGCAACAAACGCUCGAGACUUGUUGUUGCCAUUAUCAUUACUGAUGUUGCUGUCGUUUUAUUAUUAUUAUUAUUUAGAGUGCUCAGAGCACCAUAUGGAGCCCAGGAAAAGAAGGGGACGAGAGUGAGGACGACUCCAUGGAGGAGGCCCCCGUGGAGGACCUCAGGGCACUGGGGCAGGGACCCCAUAAAUAGAGAACUGCUCACAACAGUCAGAAGAACUGAGCUGGCCUUGGAUCCUCCGGUGGGCUCUGCUGUGUGCCCUCAGGCAAGCCACGCGUCCUCUGAGCCUCAGUUUCCUCAUCUGUACAACAGAGCCAAUAUCACUCACCUCACAGGUUGCUCUGGGGGAUCGCUGUGCCUGGCACAUAGUAGGUGUUCAAUAAAUGCCCUGUGACUCUCAGCGUGAUCCCGGCGCUCUCGUCCUGCCUUUAGUCCGGGGGCUUGGGUGGGGUUUGCUUGCCCCUGUGUUCAUGUUGCGAGCACAGUGGAUUCCUUUCCUGGGCUGCCUUGAAAAAGCACCACUGCCUGGGCAGCUCAAACCUUAGAAAAUCACUCUCCUGUGUUCUGGUACCCAGAAAUCUGAGAGCAAGGUGUCAGCAGGGCUGGUUCUUUUUGGAGGCUCAGAGGGAGCACCCAUCCCAGGCCCCCUCCAGCUUCCAGUGGCUCCUGUCCUUGGCACGCCUGGGCUUGUAGCCGCAUCCCCCGGACCCUGCCUUCCUCUUCACGUGGUGUUCUCCCGGUGUGCACUUAAGCCUGUGUCCAAACCUCCCCUGCCUAUAAGGAUGCCCAUCAUCAGAGGCCACCUUCCUCCAGGAUGGUCUCAUCUUGACUAAUUAUAUCAGCAAGGACCCCAUUUCCAAAUAAGGUCACAUUCGGAAGUAUGGGGGCGGGUAGGACUUCAACAUAGACCUUUGGAGGCCAAAUUUAGCCUGUAACACAUGGACGUGAUGUGCAGGGAUGCUCUUGGGACCAAGAUUGUCACAGAAGCCCACAAAGGUCAGAGGGGGAUGGAAGUGUAGAGAGGGUUGGGGUGUGUGGACUGGGGGCUAUCUGCUGGGGCCCCUGGUGCACAGCCGGGGAGCGAAUCCUCCAGACCAACUCUGAGGGCAGCCGAGGUGAGCCCA
Messenger RNA from Nomascus leucogenys (northern white-cheeked gibbon), 2630 nucleotides. RefSeq names its product CBY1 interacting BAR domain containing 2 (gene CIBAR2). The record is from RefSeq and is a predicted model, not a curated record. Gene Ontology annotation, biological process: cilium assembly. Lineage: Eukaryota; Metazoa; Chordata; Mammalia; Primates; Hylobatidae. Gene Ontology annotation, cellular component: ciliary basal body; ciliary transition zone.